This is a messenger RNA of Fopius arisanus, 788 nucleotides long. RefSeq names its product high mobility group B protein 6. The coding region runs from base 119 to 742 and encodes 207 amino acids. Gene Ontology annotation, biological process: regulation of transcription by RNA polymerase II. The record is from RefSeq and is a predicted model, not a curated record. The transcript has 4 exons. Lineage: Eukaryota; Metazoa; Arthropoda; Insecta; Hymenoptera; Braconidae. Gene Ontology annotation, molecular function: DNA binding, bending; transcription cis-regulatory region binding.
ACCUCAAAUCAUUCGUCACUGGUGCGGAACCACAUGAUUGAUGUUUGCGUUUUCGGAGUGAUAAACAAUUCAAUUAUUAAUUGCAUAAUCACAAAGUGAAUAUUGUCAGAAGAUCGAAAUGCUGGAGGAAUCAGAGUACGAAGGGGACCUUGACGAGUACGACAUUUACAAACGGAAAUAUCAACUUUUACUAGACAGAUGCGAACUCCUGCAGCAGGAUAAUGAACGACUUGUCUAUCGAAUCCAGACCGUCAGGAAACUUCUGAAACGCACGAGAAAGGAGAAAAAGUUCCUGAUUGAUCGACUCGAUCAACAUGGAGAUCGGUGGAGGGAAGCCCCUAUGGGCGUCUCAGAGGAGAACAGUGUUUUCCAGGCAACGGUGAAGUCAGAGAAGCAGCAGAAGACAUCACAAGCAGCGAAGGAAGAGAAACCGAAGAAGGGAACGAAGAGAAAAGGAGGAAAGACUGAUCCAAAUGCUCCAAAACGUCCUGCAAAUCCGUUCUUCCAAUUCUGUCAGGAGCAGAGGCCUAGGGUGAUGGAGAGGCUCGCUGGAGAGCCUGAACCCAGCAAACAAGAGCUCACUAGACAACUUGCCACCACUUGGAAGUCGUUGAGUUCAGAAGAUAAAAAGGUUUACUAUGAUAUGUACGAAAGAUCGAAGGAGAAAUAUGUCGCUGAAAUGCAGAUUUAUAACAAAAAGAGUGAAGACACGCCUAGUCAAAUUCCCCUGCACAUAACUUAAAAAUUUAUGCUAUUUGAAGUAAUAAAUAUUGAUAAUUUCGCUACAA